Molecule: messenger RNA, 915 nt
Organism: Fusarium fujikuroi IMI 58289
Lineage: Eukaryota; Fungi; Ascomycota; Sordariomycetes; Hypocreales; Nectriaceae
Product: related to peroxisomal short-chain alcohol dehydrogenase
Exons: 3
Coding region: 1-915 (304 amino acids)
Cellular component (GO): cytosol
Molecular function (GO): oxidoreductase activity
Source: RefSeq, a predicted model, not a curated record
AUGGCAAACAACGCCGAAUCCCCUGCUUUCGUAUACACGCCCGUACCACUAACGAAAAAACUGCAUUCAAUUGUGUAUGAUGCUAUAGAUCCUUCACAGCCUUCACUUUCCCAAGCUGGGAGGACAGUUCUCAUCACCGGCGGAUCUGCUGGUAUCGGCUACGCCAUUGCCGAGAACUUUGCUUUGGCUGGUGCAGAUAAGAUCAUACUCACUGGUAGAACUCGCUCGAAGCUUGACGAGGCGAUAGCAAGACUCGCUCAUGAUCACAGCGAUUGCGAUACCAAAUUCGAAGGGGUAGUCUGUCAAAUGUCUGAUUCCAGCAGUAUUGAUCAGAUGUUUGACAAUUUGGGCGCAAAUGGUGUUCAUGUGGAUGUCUUGGUCCUCAAUGCUGCUCUCAAUGUUGAAGGGACAUUGUCGCAUCAAGGCUGGGAGAAGACGUGGGAGCAGUUCAUGGUCAAUACUCGCGCGCUACAUCAACUAUGCGAUCGCCUACACGAGCAAGAACAGGGAAAAAGAAAGCACUAUAUAGUCAACGUCUCAACGGGUGCCAUUCAUGACUCCCGAGGCCCCACAAACUUGUCUUCUUAUUCCCUGACCAAGGCAUCUGGGACCUUGUUCAUCCAGAAGCUUGCAGACGAGAAGGAUCCCUCUCAAACUCAGAUCACCAGCUUCCAUCCAGGCGCCAUUCUGACAGACCAAGUUCGAGAGAAAGGGAUGGCAGAAACGAUAGUGAAUUGGGACGACGUGAGUCUUCCAGGCGCGUUUGCUGUAUGGUGCGCGUCGGAUGAAGCUUCCUUCUUGCAUGGUCGAUUUGUGUGGUCAGCUUGGGAUGUCGAGGAGUUGAAGUGCGGAUCGAUCAGGGAUAGGCUUGACAGAGACGGCCAAUUUCUUCGCAUUGGUGUUCAUGGUUUGUAG